CCUUCCCCCUCUGGAGAGAGAAGAAGGAACCAUGAGCAACGUCACCGUCACCGACAACGCAGCCGAGCCCAUCAGCAGAACCAUGUCUCCAGCCACGCCCUACCCAUACCCCUACCCCAUCUCCUUCCAGGUGUCCCUGACCGGCUUCCUGAUGCUGGAGAUCGUGCUGGGCCUGAGCUCCAACCUCACCGUGCUGGCCCUGUACUGCAUGAAGUCCAACCUGAUCUCCUCGGUCUCCAACAUCGUCACCAUGAACCUUCACGUCCUGGAUGUGUUAGUGUGUGUCUGCUGUAUCCCACUGACCAUGGUGGUGUUGCUGCUGUCUCUGGAGGGGGAUACAGCCUUGGUUUGUUGCUUCCACGAAGCCUGUGUGUCGUUCGCUAGUGUCGGCACGGCAGCCAACGUACUCGCCAUUACCCUGGACCGGUACGACAUCUCUGUGAAACCAGCGAAUAGAGUCCUAACGAUGGGCCGAGCCCUGGCUCUGCUGGCCACCAUUUGGGUGCUGUCGUUCCUCAGUUUCCUGGUGCCUUUCAUGGAGGUGGGGUUCUUCGCCCCAGGCCAGUCGGAGCUGAACCAGACUCUAACGGAUGUAGUCACAGUGGCCCACACCAACCAAUACUACACAGAGUUAGGACUCUACUAUCACCUACUGGUCCAGAUACCCAUCUUCUUCUUCACUGCUGUUGUGAUGCUCGUCACCUAUUCCAAGAUCCUCCAAGCGCUCAACAUCCGCAUUGGGACACGCUUUCACACAGCGUCGCAGAAGAAGAAGGCCAGGAGGAAAAAACGUCCCUCCAUGACGGCUAUGACGUCACAGGCGACGGACGGGGCCACGGACCCAUCCGAGCCCAGCGGCCGUGCUCUCCCCCCGAUGGGCAUGCGGACCUCCGUCUCCCUCAUCAUUGCGUUGAGACGAGCGGUUAAACGCCACCGGGAGCGACGAGAACGCCAGAAACGAGUCUUCAGGAUGUCGCUGCUCAUCGUGUCGACCUUCCUGCUCUGCUGGACUCCCAUAACCGCCCUCAACACGGUCAUCCUGACCGUAGGCCCCAGCGACUUCACGGUCAAGCUGCGGUUGGGCUUACUGGUCAUGGCAUACGGGACGACCAUCUUCCAUCCGCUUCUCUACGCCUUCACCAGGCAGAAGUUCCAGAAGGUUCUGAAGAGUAAGAUGAAGAAGAGGGUGGUGAGCAUCAUAGAGGCCGACCCGCUGCCCAACAACGCGGUCAUACGUAACUCCUGGAUUGACCCCAAAAGGAGCAAGAAGGUCACCAUCAACGAGGACGCUGAGGCCAGGCAAAAAUGUCUGCAGUCUUCAGAGGACGCUGUGGAAUGACUGUGAUUACUUAGCGACCUUGUCAAGAGGUCCGGAUCUCAGGGGUUUGUCUGUAUAGGAAAGUCUUGGGCUGGCCGCAUAAGUUUUUUUUCACACCGCCUAUGUCCAAACGAAUCAUUUUCGGGAUGGGAAAACGUUUUCAGUGUAAACGUAAAUAACUUUAACCAGAUAUAAAGUAUGUCGAAAAGAUAAUAGACCUAUAUAUUUUUUAACUACGAUUUUUAUUUGAGAACUAACAAUCAGCGAAAUAAAAGCUAGACAGUCAGGCAGAAUUAAAAAUUCCCAAAAUGAUGCAUUCAGGAGUAUUUUAGUCAUGGCAUGAGGCCCACAUUGAUUUGUUAUGUUGUUCGAGUCACUCAGAUAGCAUAAGCCAUGGCAGAAUGUGUAGAAUUGCAGGAAAUGUGAUGUAAAACUGCACAUUUUAUCUCUGUCAAAAUGCGUAAAAUGGCCACGCCCCCUGCCCCCCACCAUGCCCAUCACCUAAGUCCCGUUUUGAUCCAGGAAAAAAAAAUUGAUCUCUUGGUGUAAUGGCUAAGGUGUUGGGUUGACAGUCGCUGGACCCAGGUUUAAGUCCCGGACAACGAGACCAGACAGAAAUGUCUUCAGAGGAUGCUAUGGAAUGAAUCAUAGAAUCUAGUCAUUCUAUUUCUGUUGAAUGAAUUCUAGUCAUUCUAUUUCUGUUGAAUGAAUGAACUACUUAAGGGCAAGACGACACAAUAAGGAACGUUGACAGUAGAUCACCUGAUGGGUGGCGACGGAUGGUGGUGAUUGUCGCAAAACUGAAAAGGAGGGCUGACGUUCUGUGGUCAAAGGAGGCUGGUGGAGGAAGGCCAAACGCUGCUUUCAGCCGUGGUCUGUUUUGUCCUCUAGUGCAAUCUUUAAAACUCAAAGCAGAGGAGGCUGGUGGUGGGAGAAAUUGGAGGACAGGUUCAUUGUAAUGGCUGACACUGAAAAAAUUGAAGGGUAUCAAACACAUCAAACAAAAUGACACCAGCCGCCACUGACUCUAAGAAAGGACUAAUUAUUAGGUUCAUCAGGUUGGGAUAAAAACAAGGGAAACACAUUCCAAAGCAGCAAUGUAAAUAUACAGGUAGCUGCCAAGAUAAAGGAAACCCCAACAUAAAGUGUCUUAAUAUGUUGUUGGUCCACCACGAGCCAGAUCGGCUUCAAUGCUCCUUGGCAUAGAUUCUACAAGUGUCUGAAACUCUAUUGGAAGGAUGCAACACCGUUCUUCCACGUGAAAUGCCACAGUUCGGUGUUUUGUUGACGGUGGUGGAAAACGCUGUCUCAAGCGCCGCUCCAGAAUCUCCCAUAAAUGUUCAGUUGGGUUGAGAUCUGGGGACUGAA
Salvelinus namaycush (lake trout) is the source of this 2686-nucleotide messenger RNA. Its product is annotated as G-protein coupled receptor 22-like. Gene Ontology annotation, molecular function: G protein-coupled receptor activity; peptide binding. Gene Ontology annotation, cellular component: membrane. Lineage: Eukaryota; Metazoa; Chordata; Actinopteri; Salmoniformes; Salmonidae. Bases 32 to 1339 code for a protein of 435 amino acids. Gene Ontology annotation, biological process: G protein-coupled receptor signaling pathway. The transcript has 3 exons. The record is from RefSeq and is a predicted model, not a curated record.